Molecule: messenger RNA, 5146 nt
Organism: Calidris pugnax (ruff)
Lineage: Eukaryota; Metazoa; Chordata; Aves; Charadriiformes; Scolopacidae
Gene: ESR1
Product: estrogen receptor 1
Exons: 8
Coding region: 72-1835 (587 amino acids)
Biological process (GO): regulation of DNA-templated transcription; steroid hormone receptor signaling pathway
Cellular component (GO): nucleus
Molecular function (GO): nuclear estrogen receptor activity; sequence-specific DNA binding; steroid binding
Source: RefSeq, a predicted model, not a curated record
UGCCAGCUGCCGAUCUCGCUGUUGACAGUAAAAGCAGAUAUGUUCCUCGCUUACUGCCAUUAGCACUGACCAUGACCCUUCACACCAAAACCUCUGGAGUUACCCUGCUGCACCAGAUUCAAGGCACUGAACUGGAGACACUCAGCAGACCUCAGCUGAAGAUUCCCCUGGAAAGAUCGCUCAGCGACAUGUACGUGGAGAGCAACAAGACAGGAGUUUUUAACUACCCGGAAGGGGCCACUUACGAUUUUGGUACUACGGCUCCAGUGUACAGCUCUACUACUCUCAGUUAUGCCCCUACUUCUGAAUCUUUUGGGUCCAGCAGUCUGGCGGGAUUUCACUCACUGAACAAUGUCCCACCAAGCCCGGUGGUGUUCUUGCAAACGGCGCCCCAGCUCUCACCCUUCAUCCAUCAUCACGGCCAACAGGUACCCUACUACCUUGAAAAUGAACAAGGCAGCUUUGGGAUGAGGGAAGCUGCUCCUCCAGCCUUCUACAGGCCAAGCUCUGAUAAUAGGCGCCACAGCAUCCGUGAGAGGAUGUCCAGUACCAAUGAGAAAGGGAGUCUGUCCAUGGAGUCCACCAAGGAGACCCGGUACUGUGCUGUCUGCAACGACUACGCCUCAGGCUACCAUUAUGGGGUCUGGUCUUGUGAGGGCUGCAAAGCUUUCUUCAAAAGGAGUAUUCAAGGGCACAAUGACUACAUGUGUCCUGCUACCAACCAGUGCACCAUUGACAAGAACAGAAGAAAGAGUUGCCAGGCUUGCCGACUAAGAAAAUGCUAUGAAGUGGGAAUGAUGAAAGGUGGAAUCCGGAAAGACCGCAGAGGUGGGCGAAUGAUGAAACAAAAACGUCAAAGAGAGGAGCAGGAUUCCAGGAACGGGGAGGCUUCUUCUACGGAGCUGCGAGCUCCCACCCUUUGGACAAGUCCAGUGGUGGUUAAACAUAACAAGAAGAACAGUCCCGCCCUAUCCCUGACGGCAGAACAGAUGGUCAGUGCCUUGCUGGAAGCUGAGCCACCGAUAGUUUAUUCUGAAUAUGACCCAAAUAGACCAUUCAACGAAGCCUCUAUGAUGACCCUGUUGACCAACCUUGCAGACAGAGAAUUAGUGCAUAUGAUCAACUGGGCAAAGAGAGUUCCAGGAUUUGUGGACUUAACACUCCAUGAUCAGGUCCAUCUACUGGAAUGUGCCUGGUUAGAGAUACUGAUGAUUGGCUUAGUCUGGCGCUCCAUGGAACACCCAGGAAAGCUUUUAUUUGCACCUAACCUAUUACUGGACAGGAACCAAGGAAAAUGCGUAGAGGGGAUGGUGGAAAUCUUUGACAUGCUGCUGGCUACUGCUGCUCGGUUUCGCAUGAUGAACCUUCAAGGGGAGGAAUUUGUGUGCCUUAAGUCCAUCAUCCUGCUCAACUCUGGUGUGUACACUUUUCUUUCCAGCACCUUGAAAUCUCUGGAAGAGAGAGAUUAUAUUCACCGCGUUCUGGACAAAAUCACAGACACUCUGAUACACUUGAUGGCGAAGUCGGGUCUUUCUCUGCAGCAGCAGCACAGACGGCUGGCUCAGCUCCUCCUCAUCCUCUCUCACAUCCGACACAUGAGCAACAAAGGAAUGGAGCACCUGUACAAUAUGAAGUGUAAAAACGUAGUCCCACUCUACGAUCUCCUGCUGGAGAUGCUGGACGCUCACCGGCUGCACGCCCCGGCAGCCAGGAGUGCUGCACCCAUGGAAGAGGAAAACCGGAGCCAGCUGACGACUGCAUCUGCUUCAUCUCAUUCCUUGCAGUCUUUUUAUAUCAACAGUAAAGAAGAGGAGAAUAUGCAGAAUACAAUAUAAACAGAAGUCAGCCUAUUUGAUGGUAUGAGAAACCCAGCAGCGUACUACCUAGCUCAUGCUUCAUUUUGUCUAUAGUGCCGCCUCUGGAAACACUCCAAUGACAACAGUCAUUUGCAUUUUCCAUUUGAGUGUUUGUCAAGCACUUGCCUAAAUUGAUUGCUUAUCCUAAACGGAAGACACGUCAUUGCUAUGGACAGCCAGCAAGGAUUGUCAGGCGAGUUUGAUUUGGAAUUUGCAGUGUUUUUAUUUAAUUUUGCAUUUAAGUUGGGUAAAUCCUAACCUAAACUGAACAUUCAUUUUACUAUAAAUUAAUAACCAUGCCACCAUAUUGGUAUCUUUGUUGAUAACUGCCUCAAAUUCUGAGCUUGCCUAAUGUUUUACUUGCUUGAAACUUUGCAGCAGUUUGGUAGAGAGUCUGGAUUACUUUUUUGGGUGGGUAAAUGGAAAGUUGAUUGGCAUCUUAGUGAGCCAUAGUGAAACUGCAGUGCUAGUGGCUGCCUUGGUAGUUUAGGUAGAUUCCCACCUCUUAUUAGAAAAGAAUCCUUGUCUGAGAAUAAUACUAUUUUACCUUGCUGGCUUACAUCAGCAGACAACUCCCUCUGAAGAUCAUACUGACCAAACUUUCAGGACCCCUUACCAUGUCCUCUAGCUGAAUUGCAUCCUAUCUUGUCUGUUCCUGCAAAGCUAAAUUAUUCUGUUGCUUGGCAGUGUGUAUUCAAGGACAACAUGGCAAAUAGAGAUAAUGCAGACAAUUACUCUUAAAUGAGGCCAGAUGAUUAUAAAAAUCAUCAGGUCUUAAAAGAAACCUCAAAAAAGUCUUCAAACACAUAUAUGAUCCAGCGCUAGUUUAUGAAAAUCCUCCUCUUGUCCUUUGCUUUGUUGUGCUAUAAACCAAGGGGUGAGGAUGCCAGUGCAAGACUGGCCCAGCAGAGUGGGAUGGUCCCAUCCUUUUCCACAGAGUGUGUGGCCUCAUCAUGUGUGGGCAGGCUGGCAUCCCAGCCAGAGCAGUAGGCUGUGCAUUGCCUCAGCUUUCUUUGGCUCUUGUUGGGGCACGUUCAGAAGUCACUGUUACGAGCCACCUCACCCGUGACACCAGAACUGGGCAGUGAGCCUCAGACAUGGUGAAGACGCUGGGACUGCAUGUCCAGGAAGAUCAAUCUGUCUUUCUCCAUGUAUGUGUGUAACUGUUUUUCGUAAGGAUUAGUCAGAAUCUUCAGACCAACUGUAAAUAAACCAAAGGUCCACUGACAUCAAGAGUUUCAGCAAGACAUGAAGGAGAGAGACUGCAGAAAUCCCUACUAUAUGUGCUAUUCAAAGUAGGAGUUGGUGCUGCUGUUGACUGUCUCUAUGCUAGAAAAUUAAAUGUGUCAGGGAACGUUGCUGGGUACUGGAAUGCAAUUAUUACAUAUGCCAGGGAUAUUUUAUUAGUCUAAUGAUGAACUUUGCCUGUGCUACCUGCACUUCUGUUUUACAGGUGCAGUUUGGGAGUUAGCACGGACCAGGGAGUAUUCCAAUAGCUGGUUGGAAGCGACCACCCUGCCAGUAAGGACGUUUCAUAGCACAUGUGUAGGCUGCUCCACAGCAGCUGGCCACAGUGCUACAGAGGGGUUCAGGGAUGCUUCUUUUACUGCUAUAGCUGAAACCUUUAUGUUAGAGUAUGCUGAUUGGAAUAUCCUGUAGCAACUAAAUAUAGGAAAUAUAGUGCAACUAAUGCCAUACAGGAGUGCCUAUGUCUAAUUACGCUCCCUGUCACACAAGCAGAGUCUGUGUGCAGUGAGAUUGAGUUACGUAGCAAUCGUGAAGGCAGCAAGGAAUAGGACGAGUUUGUGCUCCAAGUCAAGGAUUCUUUAGUUAAUGUACAUAAUGAUGUCUAUAACAGUUUCAUGUACAUAUCCAAGGAUACGUGCAGUUUAGAAGCUAGAUGCUACCUACUUCUGAGAAGAUUCCUCGAAAAUUCUGCAAGCCUGAACAUGUGAAGCAGUCACUGUAAGUUAAUAGGCCUUUUAUUGAUGCAUAUUAUAGUGUCGUUUUUUUUUCUGAAUGUGUUGGGGGAUUUGUCUUUUUGUGUUUUCAGUAAGAGUAUGCAUGUGUGUGUGCAAAUUUAGUACCGAAGGGCUUUUGGAGGGCUCCUAAAUGCCUUGAAAGAAAAUGCACGUUUUGUUUCCCUUAGUAGCUGGUUUUCAAAUGUGUUAGAAAAAUCGUGAAUGCUCUGGAGUGAGUGCAUGCUAAGAUCUGAAUGGAGCACAGGAAUCCCUGUAGUUACAUUUAUGUGCUUAUACCAUCAUCAUUCACUUGUAGCCCAGUGUGUGUUAGAGCUGCUCUUUAAAUACUGUACGUGCAACUUGCUGUUCUCUACGACAGAACACACAGAUCAAGCUCAUAAGCUGCAAGGCAAAUUGUUUUAAAUUAAUGCCUUCCUUCCUACAUCCCAGAACAGUUCAUUACAUCGAUUCAAGUGUAAAUUUGGCCUAGAAGGAAAAAAGUAGUUCAUGGAGAGCAAUUCACAACAGAGGGUCAGCUUCUGAUGGUACUUACAUAGGUCAAGUACCACUACAUUCUACAGAUUUUCCUGGUGAAGCUGAGUAAGUGUGAUUUGAAGUGGUUUGCAGCAGACAGAAGGGUAUGGUAAUGUGUCUUGCAACAUAAGGAAUAAUCAGUCAGCUCACAGUCUUAAUUAUAAAUGCUUUCCUAGGCUCAGCCCUUGCAAAGAAGUAAUCUAGAUUCAACCAGUACUCCCAUGUUUGUCGUGACAACAGUGGAGGGCACCCAAGAAAGAAAAGCAGUGGUUCCCAAUAAUACAGUCAUUUACCUUGGGUCAGUUUUAGAAUCUGUGUCAUUAACUUGUUCAUGAGAUUUUAACUGAAGCAGCACCUUAAUGAAUAUAGUUACUUUCCCAUAGUUAUCUAUAAAGAUGAUUGUCCACAUAUCAGACAGCUGAAUGUAGCUAUUCAAUUGAUUAAACAAAGUCUAUGAUACAAAAAUGGCAACUUUUUCAUAUGAUGUAAUUUUGAAUUAUGCUCUCGUGUAUGCAAACAAUUGUGCCUGACAUUUGGUAAUUUUUAUUUCACAGAAUGCUAUUUUAUGUGUGUGUAUAUAUAUAUACAUAUAUACUUUAUAUUUGCAGCUGACAAACCAGUACUACCUGAAUACCUGGUGCUGGAUAUUAAAAAAAAAUAUAUAGCAUGUAAAAAAAAAUAAUGAAAGAAAACUAUUCAUGGCAGCUAAUUAUGCUUUUACCAAAACCUUCAUAGUGAUGUCUCUGGACAGCUAAUGAAAGAAUUAUUUUAUAAUGUUUAUAUGUGGAUUUUUAA